Molecule: messenger RNA, 4878 nt
Organism: Myxocyprinus asiaticus (Chinese sucker)
Lineage: Eukaryota; Metazoa; Chordata; Actinopteri; Cypriniformes; Catostomidae
Product: zinc transporter ZIP1
Exons: 4
Coding region: 252-1157 (301 amino acids)
Biological process (GO): zinc ion transmembrane transport
Cellular component (GO): plasma membrane
Molecular function (GO): zinc ion transmembrane transporter activity
Source: RefSeq, a predicted model, not a curated record
GAAGGAGUGACCGACAUGUAGUGAGUGGACAGUCAUCAGCGCGUAAGCAUGCAGGAAGAUAAUCUGACCAGAAUGAACCUCUAGUCUAAACUAUUAUAAAAAUCAGAAACAUGGGGUUUAUCGUUCAGAGACGGCUCUUUAUAAUGAGACGUUUAGUUACAUAUUUUUAAUCAGUGUUUCACAGAGGCGCCUGUCCUCUUUCUCCUGCUUGUUUACAUUUAGUUUCAUUUUUAUAUGAAUGUAUUUUGGUCAUGGAUUACCUGCUGCAGGUCAAAGUGGGAGCGCUGGUUGGGCUGCUGUUCUUAACGCUAAUUUUUGGGUUCAUCCCAGCGCGGAUGAAAUGGUUUCAAGACUCAAGUGGAACAGCAAUCCACAGGGCAGUGCUGAGUUUUGUGAGCUGUUUUGCAGGAGGCGUCUUCCUGUCCGCCUGUCUUUUAGACAUCAUCCCAGACUACCUGUCCGACAUACAUGAGGAACUACAAAAACAAGGCCUUGAUGAGGGCUUCCCUCUCGCAGAAUUCAUCAUGGCUUGUGGCUUCUUCACAGUCCUGAUCUUGGAAAAAAUAGUCCUCAGCUGCACAGAGGGACGCAGAAACGAGGAAACGGCUCCUCUUUUGGCACCUGAGGGCCACGGACAUGCUCAUGGAAAUCACUCGCUGAAUGACCUGGAGGGGAGUGGCCACCACGUCCAUGUGGAUCUACAUGCACACUCGUCCUUCCGUUCCUUCAUGCUCUUCCUGUCUCUCUCCCUCCACUCAGUGUUUGAGGGUUUGGCCAUCGGCUUGCAGACCACAGACACCAAGGUGCUAGAAAUCUGCAUCGCUAUCGUCGUCCACAAAAGCAUCAUCGUCUUCAGUCUGUCAGUGAAGCUGGUUCAAAGCACAGUCAAGCCCCUAUGGGUGGCUCUGUACGUAACGGUCUUCGCUGUGAUGUCUCCUCUCGGCAUUGGCAUCGGCAUCAUAGUGAUCGAGGCUGAGCUGGAGGCCGGUGCUUUAAUACAGGCAGUGCUGGAGGGACUGGCAGCCGGAACCUUUGUCUACAUCACCUUCCUCGAAAUCCUUCCUCAUGAGCUGAACUCCCCAGAGCGGCCACUGCUCAAAGUCCUUUUCAUUCUGUUUGGGUUCUCUGUAAUGGCCUGCCUGAGUUUCCUGGGCUAAAAGACACUUUUAUUUUUGUAACCGUAUCAGGAGAACUGACGUCUUAAGGAGAUCACGCUUGGAUGAGACUUUCAAAACGGCAUGUGAUUUCAAGACAAUAAGAGACUCUGUUUGCUUGCUUUAAAAAGGAACUGAGAGUGUCAUUUUUAAAACUACACAAAAAUACAUUUUGUUUUACUUUUAACACAUCAAUUCACAAUUAAUUUUAAAAGGUGCCUUUUCAAUGGACUUUCAUACUUGAACCUUUUACUAUGGGGAUUUUUAAUAUUUUUUUUUUUAAUCUAGAUUCUUGAUGAAUCUAACAUACAAGUAGUCAUGUGUACUUGUAGUACAUUUAUUUACUUGAUCAGGAACAUUUCGCCUUUUUUUUUAACUGGAUACAUUUGAAUGAUGAAAAACUGAAGUAUUAUGUUUUCAUGCCACCUUUGUGUUUCUUUACCAGCAUAACAUUAAUCCUUCUAACAGGUUCUGGAUCUGAUCUGAUCAGAUACUUACAUGUUAGUAUACAUUUUCAUAUGAUAUGAUCAUUAACUGACACUUUUUAUUUGUUUGUUUUUUUAUGUUCUGAUUUAUUUUAAGAAACAUUUUUCCAAAAGAUAAGAGACAAGAUUCCAAAAUUUGGAACUUAGUGGUAACAUAUAUUGUGUGUUCAUUAAAGAGCAUCAAUGUAUAUUUUUCAUAAUCAUAUUAUUGUAUGAUUAUUUACUGUGUUUGCAGAAUCAUUGAGCAGCAUAUUUAAUACAUAUGAAUACAUGAACAGUUAAAAAAAAAAGCAGGCAGAAACAACUUGGUCAGGAAUUGAAUGCUCGUACUGCAAUCUAUAAUAAUCAUGUUUUCAGAGCAUGUUCCCUAACAGGCAACUGAAUGCGACAACAUUUAACAAAGCUUAUUUGUAAUUAAUAUAGAAAAGAAAAGCACACUGAUCAAAAACACUUAAACAAGCCAAACAGUACCGCUAGUUACUUUAUGACCAUGAACUCUUUAUCUUGCAAUACCAUAUUUUGCCUUAAGAUGCCCAACUGUUGCAGAGAAUGCACUCAAAGCAUUGACAAGCUGCUUGAAGAGAAAGAACAAUUAAAAGGAUUGUUCUAUGCUAGAUCUUUAUUUUGCAUCAUGCUACGAAUCUGCUGGCCUGUAGCCUGCUGGAUAUCAUCUAGAUCUGCUGUCUUGUCUUAGUGGUCCUCAGUAUUUGAAUUCAAAGUCAAUCUCCAAAGUGAACCACAUGAAAAAGCAAGAUUUAUAUGGCAAGGAACCUUAGGUGGUUUUGGUGUAUUUUACAGUACAGUAAUCAAAUUGUGCAAUCUUUGCUUACUAAGUAGGAAUAAUAAAAAUGGAAUAGUGUAAAAAAAAAAUUGCCUUUACUGAUUAUUAGACUUUUUGUUUUAAUGAGAAAAUACAUUAAUUUGAAUCAAAACUGUUAUGACCAUUUUCAGAUUUCCGGCACACAAAAAGAAUUAUUCAUUUAUUAACCCUCCAAUGGUUUUCAAAAAUGAGCCCUACCUUUGGCCCUCCUGGUCAUUUUUGACCGGAAAGAGCAAAGGUGUAACUUUUUUUUAUUUUUUUUUUAAUGAUGAUGAUAAUGCUCCCAUUUCUUCUUCUCUGAAGUAAUAAUUGGGAUUUUAUGCUAUUUUGAUCUUAUUUACAUGUAAAUUUCUUUACAUUACAGUUUUACCAUUAAUUUGCAUAUGCAAAUAAGCAGAUUUAUUAAACUUUAGUACAGUAAAAACCAAAACCUACACUUCUAUAAGUUGAAACAUGCAGAAAAUAUGAGAAUGUGACAAACUCAGCAAAAAAAGAAACAUCCUCUCACUUUCAACUGCUUUUAUUUUCAGCACACUUAACGUGUGUAAAUAUUUGUAUGAACAUAAAAAGAUUCAACAACUAAGACAUAAACUGAACAAGUUUCACAGACAUGUGACUAACAGAAAUGGAAUAAUGUGUCCCGGGUCAAAAUAAAAAGUAACAGUCAGUAUCUGGUGUGGCCACCAGCUGCAUUAAGUACUGCAGUGCAUCUCCUCCUCAUGGACUGCACCAGAUUUACCAGUUCUUGCUGUGAGAUGUUACCCCACUCUUCCACCAAGUUCCCUGACAUUUCUGGGGUGAAUGGCCCUAGCCCUCACCCUCCGAUCCAACUGGUCCCAAACGUGCUCAGUGGGAUUGAGAUCUGGGCUCUUCGCUGGCCAUGGCAGAACACUGACAUUCCUGUCUUGCACAGAACGAGCAGUAUGGCUGGUGGCAUUGUCAUGCUGGAGGGUCAUGUCAGGAUGAGCCUGCAGAAAGGGUACCACAUGAGGGAGGAGGAUGUCUUCCCUGUAACGCACAGCGUUGAGAUUGCCUGCAAUGACAACAAGCUCAGUCUGAUGAUGUUGUGACACACCGCCCCAGACCAUGACGGACCCUCCACCUCCAAAUCGAUCCCGCUCCAGAGUACAGGCCUCGGUGUAAUGCUCAUUCCUUCGACGAUAAACGUGAGUCCGACCAUCACCCCUGGUGAGACAAAACCGCAACUUGUCAGUGAAGAGCACUUUUUGCCAGUCCUGUCUGGUCCAGCGAAGGUGGGUUUGUGCCCAUAGGCGACAAAGUGCCAGUGAUAUCUGGUAAGGACCUUCCUAACAACAGGCCUACAAGCCCUCAGUACAGCCUCUCUCAGCCUAUUGCGGACAGUCUGAGCACUGAUGAAGGGAUUGUGUGUUCCUGGUGUAACUCGGGCAGUUGUUGUUGCCAUACUGUACCUGUCCCGCAGGUGUGAUAUUCAGAUGUACGGAUCCUGUGCAGGUGUUGUUACACGUGGUCUGCCACUGUGAGGGCAAUCAGCUGUCCUUCCUGUCUCCCUGUAGCGCUGUCUUGGGCGUCUCACAGUGCGGACAUUACAAUUUAUUGCCCUGGCCACAUCUGCAGUCCUCAUGUCUCCAUGCAGCAUGCCUAAGGCACGUUCAUUCAGAUGAGCAGGGACCCUGGGCAUCUUUCUUUUGGUGUUUUUCAGAGUCAGUAGAAAGUUCUCUUUAGUGUCCUAAGUUUUUAUAACUGUGACCUUAAUUGCCAACCGUCUGUAAGCUGUUAGUGUCUUAACGACCGUUCCACAGGUGCAUGUUCAUUGAUUGUUUAUGGUUCACUGAACAAGCAUGGAAAACAUUGUUUAAACCCUUUACAAUAAAGAUCUGUGAAGUUAUUUGGAUUUUUACAAAAUUAUCUUUAAAAUACAGUGUCCUGAGAAAGGGACGUUUCUUUUUUUGCUGAGUUUAUAUUAGAGGCAGAUUGCUGCCACCUGGUGAACAAAAUAUAAAUAAUAUUACUUGAAAAUCAUGUUAUGAGUGUGUGUGUUUAGCAUUGUGGCUGAUUUAUUGGUUUUAUUUGACAAUUUUCAAAAAGAUUCUCUGUGUUAUAGUCUCACCAGUUCAUUUGUGUGUGUGUGUGUGUGUUUUGCACUCUGGAUGUUUUAUAGUCUCACCCUUUAAUUUCUAUGCGUGUUUUAUCUGCAUUGUAGCUGAUUUAUUGAAUCUAUUUGACAGAUUUAGAAAAAAAAAAUUGCUCUGUAUUAUGGUCUUUCCCAUACAUUUCAAUGGUCGGUCAGUUUUGACUGCGAAGACCAAAGGUGUCGCUUUUUUAUGAUCACUUAGACUUAUUGAAUCAUGCCCAAUAUUUGUAUUUUAUUUUUUUAUUUUUUUGUAUGUUCAGAUGGCAAGUGGAGGAAGUCACCAAGUCUUGUACCACUCAAAUAAAG